Thalassophryne amazonica is the source of this 3685-nucleotide messenger RNA. It is a transcript of the gene phf2, whose product is annotated as PHD finger protein 2. Gene Ontology annotation, molecular function: transcription coregulator activity; histone demethylase activity. NCBI's taxonomy places the organism in Eukaryota, Metazoa, Chordata, Actinopteri, Batrachoidiformes, Batrachoididae. The record is from RefSeq and is a predicted model, not a curated record. Gene Ontology annotation, biological process: regulation of transcription by RNA polymerase II; protein demethylation.
GAUGAUGAUGCAUGUGCACGGAGCAGGCUGCCGGGGAUCGGGCGGCCGUGCGCUGAUGGAGACGUGCCUGUAGCCUCACAUGUGUCCGGCGGGACGGCCCCUGGCUUUUUUUUUUCCCGGGGAACAUCAUAUUGGAUCAUAUUGUUUGCAGGACGUUGUUCCUCCUGCAGCCCCCCCGGUCUAUCCCGACGUAGUUGUGAAUUGAACAUGGCGACUGUACCAGUAUAUUGCAUCUGCAGAUUACCGUACGACGUGACCCAGUUUAUGAUCGAGUGCGAUGCCUGCAAGGACUGGUUCCACGGCAGCUGUGUUGGGGUGGAUGAAGAUGAUGCUCCAGAUAUCGAUAUUUAUCACUGUCCAAACUGUGAGAAGACCCAUGGUAAAUCAACGUUGAAAAAGAAAAAGAACUGGAGCAAAUAUGACACGGGACAGAGCACAGACAUCAAAGCUGUGCAGAACGGCAGUCAGGUUUUCAUCAAGGAGCUUCGUAGCAGGACAUUUCCCAGUGCUGACGAUGUGGUGGUGAAGCUAAGCGGUGGUCAGCUGACCAUGGACUACCUGGAGGAGAAUGGUUUCAAUGAACCAAUCCUGGUUCAGAAGAAAGAAGGCCUGGGCAUGUCCAUGCCAGCUCCAACUUUCUACAUCAGUGAUGUGGAGAACUAUGUCGGCCCUGAUGUCGGCGUGGAUGUCGUUGACGUGACCAAACAGACUGACAGCAAGAUGAAGCUGAAAGAGUUUGUCGAUUAUUACUACAGCACAAACAGAAAGAAAGUUUUAAAUGUCAUCAACCUGGAGUUCUCCGACACCAGGAUGAACACUAUCGUGGAGAGUCCACAGAUUGUGCGACGGUUGUCGUGGGUGGAAAACUACUGGCCUGACGACGCUCUGCUGGGGAAGCCCAAGGUCACCAAAUACUGUCUCAUCUGCGUCAAAGACAGCUACACGGACUUCCACAUCGAGUGUGGUGGUGCCUCCGUCUGGUACCACGUGUUAAAGGGAGAAAAAAUCUUCUUCCUCAUCAAGCCAACCUCUGCCAACCUGUCUCUGUACGAGCGUUGGAGGUCAUCGUCCAAUCACAGCGAGAUGUUCUUCGCCGAUCAGGUGGACAAGUGUUACAAGUGCACGCUGAAGCAGGGCCAGACUCUGUUCAUCCCGUCAGGUUGGAUCAACGCAAUACUGACUCCGGUCGACUGCCUGGCUUUCUCCGGACACUUUGUCCACAACCUGAGUGCAGAGAUGCAGAUGAGGGCGUAUGAAAUCGAGAAGCGGCUAAAGGUCAAAACGCUCACACCGUUCCCCAACUUUGAGACGGCGUGCUGGUAUGUGGGACGACAUCUCCUCGAGCGUUUCAAAGGUUUACAUAAAGCAAAUAAGCAGCCAGCCCCGUACCUGAUACAUGGUGCCAAAAUCAUCAAUGGAGCCUUCAGAGCUUGGACUAAAAAACAGGCACUUCUGGAGCAUGAAGAUGAGCUUCCUGAGAAUAUGAAGCCCUCACAGCUCAUUAAGGAUCUUGCCAAAGAGAUCAGACUUUCUGAGAAUGCCACAAAAGUCAUUAAGAGUGAGCCCAGUAUUAGGGUGCCAGUGGAGGAACCGUCAUCAACCCAUUCCGAGCCUGAGGAACCUGUUUCCCCAGCAGAGGUUCCCUCACCCAGCACAGACAAGGCCCGAAAGAACAAACCCAAACCCCCAAAGGUGCCCAAGGCCCCAAAGUCUCCAAAGUUACUGAAGGUCAAAGAAGGUGGAAAGAAGAAGGCAAAGAAAGUGAAGGAGUCAUCACCGCCACCUCCUCCUCCUCCACCUCCUCCUAAACUCUCCAGCUUUGCAGCUCUAGAGUCUCAUGCAAAGGACAUUUUGAGUAAAAUGGACCAGUCAAAGAAAGCAAAGGCUGUUAAAAAUGUCCUGAGUGUGUCGGAGAAGGAAAUAUCAAAGCAGAACAGUGUGGAGAAGUUUGAAAUCAGAGAACAGAAUAAGAACAAGACUGAGGCCAAAUGGAAGUAUAAGAACAGUAAACCAGACUCUCUGCUAAAGAUGGAGGAAGAGUGCAAGUUUGACAGAACCCCGCUGUCAAGUAAUAAAGACAAAUUCAGCUUUACUAUGUCACACAAGAAAAUUCUCAGCUCCAAGACACUGAAACCUCAGACCAACUCAAGUGUUUUUGGAUCAUUACAAAACCUAAAAGAGGAUAAGCCCAAGCCAGUGAGAGACGAGUACGAGUACGUCUCAGAUGAGGGCGAGCUGAAGAUAGAUGAAUUCCCGAUCAGGAGGAAAAAGAACACCGUUAAGAGAGACCUUUCCUUUCUGUCAGACAUCAGAGAACCUAUUCAGCCGGCCAAAAAAACAAAGUUCCAACCUCUGGUGUCCAAGAGUGUUGAUUCAUCAGAUGAAGAGACGCUGCACAUAGACACAGAAGCCAAAAGUCGCAACUCGAAGGUGAAGAAAAAGAGCAGUAGCGCAGCUGGGAUCCUCGAUCUCCUGCAGGCGAGCAAGCAAGUGGGUGGGAUUGACUACAGCACCAACAGUCAGCCACCUGCGUCUCCCAGCACACAGGAGGCCAUUCAGGGCAUGCUGUCCAUGGCCAACCUGUCGUCUUCAGACAGCUUGCAGCAGCCGUGGAGCAACAGUCAGUCAAAGAACAACUCGCACAGCACACAAGCCAGCAAGAAGGCCAUUGGACCAACCUGUGGCAGUGGUGGCAGCGCUGGUAGUAACAACGGCAAACGGGUCCCUAAACGCCUCCCUAAAAAAACGAGGAAAAGUAGCAGUAUCAACAGUCUAGAUUACGAUGAUGACCAGGAUCACAUGGAUGCAUGCUUCAAGGACUCAGAUUAUGUUUACCCCUCACUGGAGUCUGAAGAGGAUAAUCCGGUUUUUAAAUCCAGAUCGAAAAAAAGGAAAAGCAGCGACGACACUCCAUACAGCCCAACAGCACGUGUGGGACCAUCGGUUCCACGACAGGAAAGGCCGUCGAGAGAUGGCGCUCGAGUGGCUUCCAUUGAAACAGGACUCGCUGCAGCUGCAGCAAAGCUUUCUCAUCAGGAGGAACAGCAGAAAACCAAGAAGAAGAAGAAGAGCACCAAAAAGAAGGCACUAAUGAUUGAGGAGCCCCCGAAAAUCUCUCAGGACAGUAGCUCACCGGAGCACAAUCCGGACUCCCAGGACGGCAGCCUGACAGACCACGAGUUCAACAGUGGAAGAGUCAAGUCACCGGGCGGCCCUCAGCCUAUGGCGCCAGGAAUCUUCCUCAGCCACAGGCGACCGUCCAUGUCUUCACCCAACAACAGCACCCACUCCACAAGCACCAACAGCAGCAGCAGCAUGGUGAAGGCGGACCGCGCGGGUUCAGCAGACACCAAAGCUAAGCGGCUAAAGAAAGGCAUGGCUACAGCCAAACAAAGACUCGGAAAGAUUUUAAAGAUCCAUCGAAAUGGAAAGCUUCUUCUGUAGCAUGCACCAGACUGUUGUCAGACUGGGAACUGAUGAGCUGGGUCCCAUCCCAACCUCACCCACGUUCACUCAUUAAAGCCAACAAUGGAAAGGAAGAAAAGAAAAAAAACUGAAACAAGACGGGAGAAGAAGAAAAUCAUGCAUUUUUCAAUUUCUAAGAACAUCGCUCUUCUUCUCUACUUAUACUUUAUAACUUUCAGAUAUUAAAGUGUACAGAACCUACUAUAAAUAUUUUUUAAGA